AUGAAUCUUAUCAACAAAGUGUCUUCAUACACUAAAACAACCAAAUCUGUUGGAGCCGACAAAGAAGCAAAGGAUAAAUAUGGAUGUACUCCACUCAAUAAUGCAUCAAAUUAUGACAAUCUUGAAGUUGUUAAAUAUCUCAUCUUUAUUGGAGCUAACAAAGAAGCAAAGAAUAAAUAUGGAUGUACUCCGCUUGCAGUUGCAAAAGGCCAGGUAAGAGAUUAUCAGUUUUUUCUGUACCAUUAG
Trichomonas vaginalis G3 is the source of this 246-nucleotide messenger RNA. Its product is annotated as ankyrin repeat protein family. The coding region runs from base 1 to 246 and encodes 81 amino acids. The record is from RefSeq and is a predicted model, not a curated record. NCBI's taxonomy places the organism in Eukaryota, Parabasalia, Trichomonadida, Trichomonadidae. Gene Ontology annotation, molecular function: protein binding. The transcript has a single exon.